UGGCAACGUGUUGUCGUUUAUCGACGAGGAAAUUUGAAAAUGGCGGCGAAGACAAUUGAAGUGUCAAAAUGUUACCAGUUUUUCGGCUGUUUUUCGACUGUUUCAGCUAACCAGUAACGAGCAAGAGCAUCAGCUGUUGUGCUGAAGAUGGAGCCCAAUGACAGCAGGGGACAGGACACCAUCCUCUCCAGGGUGGCCCUGAAUGAUAACAAGGCAGGCAUGCAAGGUCUCGACAAGGACAAAAUCAACAAGAUUAUUCUCGAAACGUCCAAGGGAUCCAGAUUUUAUGAGAACGAACUGAAAAGAGAGCGUCAGGUGAACCAGCGCAUCGAGAAGAUGAUGCGGUAUAAAGCUAAGGUUACCGAACAGCAGGUACAGAAAGCGCAAGCAGAGGUGGAAAAGCUGACUGCUGAUCUGGAAAGGAGUCGUGAGCUGGACAGGGUGAUUGUACAUGUUGAUAUGGAUGCAUUCUAUGCUGCUGUGGAGAUGAGAGACUGUCCAGAGCUGAAGAAGAAGCCCAUGGCUGUGGGAUCCAUGAGCAUGUUGUCCACUUCAAACUACCAUGCCAGGAGGUAUGGUGUCCGUGCUGCCAUGCCAGGCUUCAUUGCUAAGAAGCUCUGCCCAGAUUUGGUCAUCGUUCCACCCAACUUUGACAAAUACAGAGCAGUGAGUGAACAGGUGCGAGAGGUAUUUGCAGACUAUGAUCCUCAAUUUUUGCCCAUGAGUUUAGAUGAAGCUUAUCUGGACAUCACUGAGCAUCUGGAGCAGAGGCAGCACUGGCCUGAGUCAAUGAGAACACAUCAAAUCUGUGAAAUGAAGACCACAGGAGUGGAAGAGAUGAGUGAACUCGAGAUCAGUGUUGGAGCAGAGACAGAUACCCUGUCCCCUGUGCUGUUUGAGGACAGCCCAAGUUCCUCCCCUGUUGUCUCAGGGGCUGAUGUGAAGGUGGAGGUAUUUGGGACAAGUCCUGAAGAAGCUGUAAGGGAGAUGCGCUUUCGUAUCGAGCAGAAAACAACACUGACUGCAAGUGCUGGUAUCGCACCGAACAUGAUGCUCGCAAAAGUGUGCAGUGAUAAGAACAAGCCCAAUGGUCAAUACAGAAUUCUUCCUGAGAGAAAAGCUGUGAUGGAUUUCAUCCAACAGCUGCCUGUUCGGAAGGUCUCUGGUGUCGGGAAAGUGACUGAGAAGAUGCUAGCUGCAUUAGGUAUCAUCAGUUGUUCCCAGCUUGGACAGCAGAUGGCGAUGCUUUCAUUGCUCUUCUCUGAAACAACCUGGCACCAUUUCCUCCAAAUUUCACUCGGACUCGGCUCUACUCGCAUAGACAGAGAUUCUGAGAGAAAAAGCAUGAGCACAGAAAGGACAUUUGCUGAGAUGAGUGAUGCACAGGAGCAGUAUUCACUGUGCAGGGAGCUCUGUCACGAUUUGGCAAAGGAUCUACAGAGGGAGGGCCUCAAGGGUAAAACUGUCACUUUGAAACUGAAGAAUGUCAACUUUGAGGUGAAGACCAAAGCUUUCACAUUGCAGUGUGCUGUGUGCACUGAAGAGGAGAUUUUUGCUGCUGCUAAAGACCUUUUGAAAGCUGAGAUUGAUUAUGUCAGUCCUCUACCCCUGAGGCUGAGAUUAAUGGGUGUUCGUGUCUCAAGCUUCAUCAGUAUUGAUGAUAAACAGCCCCGGCAGAAAAGCAUUGUAGGGUUUCUGAAGAUGGCAUCAGAUUAUAGCAGUUCAGCUCAGCCAUCCAAAUCAGAAAUGGUCAGUGUGUUGGGUUCUAGUGUCAGUUCUACAUGGGAGCAGUAUCCUGAGCCCAGAAGUCCUUCAUUUACAGGGGAGACAUCUAAACCAUUCAGUAAGUGGCGGACAGAAUCUGACUGUGCAUCUGAACCUCAGCAACAGACCUUUUUCCAAAAGGCCCAUGCAAAAAGGCUGCAAAAGCAAUAUGAACAAGAAGAAACAUCUGGACCAUACACAGACAAAAUAUCUAAAUGUUUACCCACAGACUCAACAAAUAACUCUGCCUUUAUUGUUAGAACCCACAAAGCAACAGUCAAAACAGACGAAACGCAGAGAUGCACAUGGAUAAGUCAUCCAGAUACACAUGAACUCGCAGCCAAAUCUGAUUCAAAUUUGCCCACAACAAACCCAGUGUCAUAUGCAGCCCAAACAAAAACAAAGUCUGCAAAUAUGCUGCAGUGUUUUACAUGUCCGGUGUGCUUCAGUCAAAUAGAAACUAAAGACCUCUCAUCAUUCAACCAACAUAUAGACAAGUGUCUUCGCAGUGAACUAGACAAUAAGAGCAGAUCCAUGGAUGGAUGUCAGUACUUGUGUGAGGACAAGAAUUUAUUGGACAACCAAGGUGAUGCAGAAAAAGAUCAUCAUAAAGCCAUAGAUUUAAGCUCCGUAAGCAGGAAAUCAGUUUUGAAAAGAAACGAUGAAGGGCCUCACACCAGCUCCUCCACACCACUUUUUGAAAUCUGUGCACAUUCUGGUUUUAAUACACCAUUUUUUAAACGCUUUGAAAGUAUGAGAGAAAAGGGCUCUCUCGUGCCUCAUGAAACCAUGAGUGAUUCUGGAUGUGUGUCCUUCCACCAGACAGCUAGUUCAGUUGAAGUUAUUAGUGAGCCACUGGACAUGAAGGUCUCCACCUUGACAUGUCCAGUGUGCAAUCAGGCUCAGGAUACUGAUGACCUCAUUCUCUUCAACCAUCAUGUGGACAUGUGUCUUAACCAAGAAGUGCUUUUGGAGUUUAGAGAAGCCGUUCCUCCAAUGGCUCAAUCCAAUUCGAAAGUCAAAGAUCAUGAGCAAUACUCUACUGCAAGAGGAAAGAGCAAAAGACGAGGAUUGUCACCACCUCCUCCACCAAAGAAAGCCAAAGCCAUCAGCACAAGACACACCAUUGAUAAAUUCUUCAAGGGAAACAGCAAUCAUAAAUUUUAACAUGCUUCAUUUUUAUCUCUUGGGGUCUGUGUCUGUUACUCCCGCUUGCAGGUACAGACCAAGCAGUGUGACUGUCAAUGAAGUAAUGAAUAAAAA
Molecule: messenger RNA, 3027 nt
Organism: Ictalurus punctatus (channel catfish)
Lineage: Eukaryota; Metazoa; Chordata; Actinopteri; Siluriformes; Ictaluridae
Gene: polk
Product: polymerase (DNA directed) kappa
Exons: 15
Coding region: 148-2931 (927 amino acids)
Biological process (GO): error-prone translesion synthesis
Cellular component (GO): nucleus
Molecular function (GO): damaged DNA binding; DNA-directed DNA polymerase activity
Source: RefSeq, a predicted model, not a curated record